CUGCUGCAACUAUAUUCGUAGUACUUCUUCUUCCUUUGCUCUCAACGAACAGUACUCCGCUCGCUUUUUUAUUCUUAUCGUUAUUAUUUGAACCAACAAAACAAACAGCAACAACAGCAAGCUUCCCUGCAAGAGAGAGUUGGUUAUCAGAGAGAGAAAGAAAAAUAAGGAAACGAUGUCGUUUGAGGAGACAGAGUUGAGGCUGGGGUUGCCAGGAAAUAUUAUUAUUGGGAGUGGAGAUCAUCAGGUGGCAAGGAAGAGAGGGUUCCAUGAGACAGAAACUGAAACAACAACAAAAAUGCCACAUCAUCAUCAUCAUCAUUUGAAGCUUACUAUUUCAGCUUCCAAGGAAGAAUCAUCAUUUGAGCCCUUGGAUCCAGCCAAGCCUCCCCCACCCAAGGGGGAGGUAGUGGGUUGGCCACCCAUAAGAUCACACAGAAAGAAGAGGUUGGGCCUGAAGCUGAAGGGAAGCAGAUCAGAGGAUGAAAUUCAAAUUAGUGAUGAGAAGAAGAAUAUUGGCAGUGGCAGUGGCAGCUUUGUGAAGGUGAGCCUUGAUGGCGCGCCUUAUCUCCGCAAACUCGACUUGGCCAUCUGCACUGGCUACAACCACCUCUCUCAUGCCCUCGCCAAACUCUUUGCCACCUCCUUCACCAUUGGGAUGAAAGAUUUCAUGAACGAGACCAAGUUGAUAGAUCUUUUGAACGCUUCUGAUUACGUUCCAACAUAUCAAGACAAAGAUGGCGAUUGGAUGCUUGUUGGUGACGUUCCAUGGCAGAUGUUUGUUGAAUCUUGCAAGCGUCUACGCAUAAUGAAAGGAAAGGAAGCCAUUGGACUUGCACCAAGGGCGGUAGAGAAGUGCAAUAACUACAAGAGCUAACUUCCCCUUUGAUAUAUUUUCCAAAGCAAAUGGAAAGAUGGUGUGGUUUGAGGUUUGGUUGGUGUCUUAUAUUAUCAAAGCAUACAUAAUUAGGGUUUGGAAUAAUGAGAACUAAUGUAAAAUUAAGGAUAUUUUUAAUGUGAGAUUAAUUGGCAUCUAUAUAUAUCAAUAUAAUGUAUCAUUAUUUUA
Molecule: messenger RNA, 1066 nt
Organism: Momordica charantia (bitter melon)
Lineage: Eukaryota; Viridiplantae; Streptophyta; Magnoliopsida; Cucurbitales; Cucurbitaceae
Product: auxin-induced protein AUX28
Biological process (GO): regulation of DNA-templated transcription
Cellular component (GO): nucleus
Source: RefSeq, a predicted model, not a curated record